AUGUCGAGUCAAGGAAAUACGUUGAGUGCAUGUAACGGAGGAGCAACGGGUUUGCUUAAAGAUAUACAAAGACGUCUUUCAAAUUCUGGAAUAUUACCCGUUUUCAAACCGGAAGUAACGAAUUUGAGUUAUGAAAAUUCACUUUCCGUACCAUCGAAUAAACCAAUGAAAUUAAAAAAUGUCGCGACUGGAUCCGAAAGUUACGACAGCCUUCAUAAUUCGAGCAUUCACUUUAGAACUGGAUAA
Pediculus humanus corporis (human body louse) is the source of this 246-nucleotide messenger RNA. RefSeq lists its product as uncharacterized. Bases 1 to 246 code for a protein of 81 amino acids. The record is from RefSeq and is a predicted model, not a curated record. The transcript has 2 exons. NCBI's taxonomy places the organism in Eukaryota, Metazoa, Arthropoda, Insecta, Psocodea, Pediculidae.